This is a messenger RNA of Stegostoma tigrinum, 2429 nucleotides long. RefSeq names its product polyubiquitin-like. The coding region runs from base 700 to 1173 and encodes 157 amino acids. The transcript has 2 exons. The record is from RefSeq and is a predicted model, not a curated record. NCBI's taxonomy places the organism in Eukaryota, Metazoa, Chordata, Chondrichthyes, Orectolobiformes, Stegostomatidae. Gene Ontology annotation, molecular function: ubiquitin protein ligase binding; protein tag activity. Gene Ontology annotation, cellular component: cytoplasm; nucleus. Gene Ontology annotation, biological process: protein ubiquitination; modification-dependent protein catabolic process.
CAAAGUCGAGAUUCCCAUUAUCAAUGUUUACAAGAAGAUGGGGCAUCAUGUUUCAAUGACUGCAAUUCACAAACGUUCCAUAGAAAGCAGUGCAUUUCACCUACUCCUGUAUCUUUGCAAGUGACGAUUGCUUUCAGUAGGAAAUCUGGGAUCGAGAUGAAAUAUUUAGCAGUAAAAAAGCUCUUCAAAUUGACCGUGUGAACCCAGCAUCAAAUCACUCUCCGUCACUGCUCAGCGAAGGGACUGUACAGUGUCGAAAGGAAAUGGAAAGUGAAACCGAUCAGAACAGGCAGUAUCUGUUUUAGCACCAAAGCUUUGUUUGCUCCUGGCGAUGACUUCAUUUAUCACAGAACAGAACCGACGGAAGAUGUGAGGAAACGAAACUUCGGCUCAGCCUCAUUUUUUUUCUCUCAACGAGCAGGCAAUCAGAGGCGAGCAAAGAUAUGACGUUCGGAAACCGGUUCGGAGAAUAAAAAGGAGGGCAGCAGAGAGAGAGAGAAAGACACCCGGGGAGGCAGAGCUGAGAACCGGGUAGUUCCAGUGAGCGAACGGAGUUCUGUUCACAUAUUGCAUCCAGAUCGUAGAGCCGGCGCGGAUAAAGCAGGUGGAAGACAAACUGCUGAGAAAGGAGCUUUGGGAACGAGUCUGCUGUUGAACUUUCCUGAAGCGGAGCCUCCAGCGAGGAUUCAAUUUGACAACAUGAGACUCCAGGUGAAGUUUAUGACUGGUGAUGUUGUCUCACUUGAUAUCAACACUUCCAUCCAAGUGUCAGCCCUUAAGAUGAUGAUAUAUGAGAAGACCAAGGUGCCUGUUUACCAACAGCGUCUGGUGAUACAAAACGGGAACUCGCAAGAGCUGAAGGAUGACAAGAGGUUGUCUGACUACUGUGUCCCUCCCAGUAACACUGUCAUUCUGAUCGUCAAGAAUGAGGAUCGCAUGCAGAUAUUCCUGCAGAAUGAUAAGGGAAAACUGUCGACAUACGAUGUUCUUCCGUCUGAGUCUGUUCAGGAGUUUAAACAACGUGUACAACGACAGGAGGGAGUCCCAGCCAAUCAGCAGCGCCUGACGUACGACGGGAGACAGCUGGAGGAUGGCCACUCGCUCGCUGACUACAAUAUUCAGCCAGAGAGCACGAUCUUCCUCCUGCUGCGCCUGCGGGGUGGCUCACUGUGACAGCGCCAGUACUAUCAAAAUCUACUGUUUUACUUUCCAAUUGUAAAAUUCCUAUACAGUAAUGGAUGACAGUUAGUAAGAUAAUGGACUUUAGGCUGUCACUGUUGGUCUGUAUAAUAUAUAACAGUGGGCUCCUCAUGCCCAUAUUCCUGAAGUGUAUAUGCAGACCAUAGCUAGCAGUUGCAAUCUGCAAGAGAUAUUCCGGGGCAAGGAGGGCAAAAGAAAGUGAAAAGGGAAGUGAUAAGUAUUUUUUAUUGAAUAAAUUUUGUCAAAGACCACUGAACCUGUUUCUUUUUGACCUGGAUUCCAAUUAGGCCCAACUUUCCUCAAUCUGCUCCUUGUGGGGAGCCUUGCUGAAGUGACAUGCAUCAGUAAUGGCACCAUGCACAAGCUGACAGUAUCAAAAUGAUUCUUUUUUUCUUCUAAAUAGCAACACCAGAGACAUUAGCCCUUAGAUGGUUGAUACAGAAAUGGAAAAUUGUGGCACUCAUUGCUAUGUUCUGAAACUUUCCUACAAUAACUGUGGACCUGAUGUUCAAAAUGAUUAUAAAAUUUAAUUGUGUUCAAUGAAAGGUGGUGUUAAAUAUUCUACAAAUAUUUGCCUUUUUCUUACCUUAUUUGAGUAGCCUUGUAUGUUUUCAGGAUAUAAAUGCUUUAGUGAGAAUGCUAUGUUUUUACAAGAGAACAACACAAUCUUUUGUCAUGAUGUAUAAUGUCAUUGAAAAAUCAAGCUUCUUUUUGGAUUCAGAUUUAAAUGCUGUAAUUGCUUCUGCAUCUUCAUCUGUAAAUGGGGAUUAUCUGUGAAUCCAAGGAAGUUUCAUCAGGUGUCCAAAUUUAAAACUGUUUUCAGUUGACUUGUCGAGUAUGUGUUUUAGAAUAAUCAAUGCUGAUGCAUGGUGAGCUCAUUAGGUCUGAGAUUGAGACUCACGUUGAUGUAUAGUCAAGCACUUAUUUACACUGUAAAUGAACUUAUCGAAGAGACUUGCAAACACACAGCAACAAAAUUCAUUUAGCAGUCCCACUGUUGGCUGUGGCACAAUGCACCUACAGCCUCUUCUGUUGCAGUGUACUGUUAGUAAAAGGCCACUUUCCAGGUCGUCACUCUUUCAGGUUUGAUGUAUGUCAUAUAACAAUUCUUCAGAGAAGUAAGAAUUAAAUGUGACUGUAUAACAUACUUACAUGUAAAUCAUAUUGCUCAGUAAAUAAUUUUUGUAUUGUUAAUACCUUUUAUAAACAAUAAAAUUUGCCUUGUUUGU